CGCCGCAAAAUGCUAGAUGACACACGCGUACGUUAGCAGCUAAACGACCAACGCGCACGCUAGCAGCUAAGAAACUUUGGAUGUUGAAGAAGAAACUAGCUAAGCUAAGGUUUUACCAGGACGACGACGGGUCUGGGCAGAUUCCAAUUGGGAGAUGCUAAAACAAGGCUUUUUCAGGUUAUCGUUUGGCAUUCAACAUCGCGUCUUCGUUAUUCCAUGGGUGAAGAAGAGUCACUCUGUGCCGAGAAUCUUGUGUUCUGGAGAGCAGCGGGAAUACUAUUCUUCGGGACUGUUUAAGUACGUUCCAAAGAAAUCUCGCAAGAUUGGUGAAGAUUUGACAUCUCAGCCUGUUGUUGAUUGUUCUGAUAAUAAAGGUAGAUUGGAUCAUAGUGUUUUGGGAUCUCAACUGACUGGUAACAACAGUGAAGAGGCUAGAGAGGGCACCUUUUUGGAUCUCAAGGAUAUAAACGUUGCUGGAAGUUACAUGAAUAUUGUGUCUAGUGAUGAUGACUCUGAUGAAGAGUUGGAAGAAAGCAGCUAUGAAGUUGGAUCUAGUUGGAAGAAAGGAUCAACGACCAGACAACACAAACAAGCUUAUGAUAAAGUCAAAGUAGAUAUGAAGGAAGCUGGGAAGGCUAAGAGUAGCAAAGAAGCCUGCAAAACCACGCAAGAGGCAGAGAACAGCGCCAUUCGCUAUCUCGGUUUAAGAGCAUAUUCAGCAGCUGAGUUGAAGAAAAAGCUUAUUGGAAAGAAAUAUCCUCUUGAAACUGUUGACAGAGUGAUCAAUGAUUUUCAGAUUCGAGGUUUUAUCAAUGAUAGCUUGUACGCUGAGUCAUUUGCUCGAUCUAGAUGGUCUUCUUUAAGUUGGGGACCAAGGCGGAUCAAGCAAGCAUUGUUUAAGAAAGGCAUAAGCAACGAAGACUCGGAAACGGCCAUAAAAAUGGUUUUUGAGAAAGGCCAGUGCAAGGAAGGAGAUGAAGAAGAAGAAGCAGAACCAAAGCAUGGGCUGUCCAAGCAAGCAGUGGAUCAGCUUUAUGUUCAGGCAUCGAAGCGGUGGCUCCAAGGCCGAGACUUGCCUAUAGAAACUCGUAAAGCUAGAGUCAUCCGGUGGCUUCAAUACCGGGGAUUUAACUGGGGUGUCGUUGCCCAGCUUCUGCAGCGGUUAGAGUCUACUCGUGAGUCGUGAUUCAUAUUUUUACGCAUGUAUCGUUUUGGCCCCUAGGUUUUCUAUUUGUAAUAUUUGCCAACAAACUCACUCACAUUAUUAGUCUACCAUGUUAGAGUAAGACUAAUGUAAAAAAUUUAUUUGAAUUGGUAAAUUUUUAGGAUUCUUUGAUUGUUUAA
Messenger RNA from Camelina sativa (false flax), 1344 nucleotides. RefSeq lists its product as uncharacterized. Gene Ontology annotation, biological process: regulation of DNA repair. The record is from RefSeq and is a predicted model, not a curated record. Lineage: Eukaryota; Viridiplantae; Streptophyta; Magnoliopsida; Brassicales; Brassicaceae.